GCGUGCGGGUGAGCGUGCAAGAGGAGGAAGACAGUUUGUACGUGUGUGUGCAAGGAGAGGAGGGCGGUGUGCACCUAUGUGCGUGUGCAAGGGGAGAGGGGGUGGUAUGCACACCAGUGUGCAAGGGGAGGAGUGUGAAAGCAUGCAAGGGAGAUGCAGUGCAUUUCUUUGGUGGCUGCACCGCAGCAUGUGCCCCGGGACACAGAGUCUGGCUGACCUGCCCCUGGGGGAGCGGGCAGUGGGGCAGGCAGGUGCUGGUCAGGGCGCAGCAUGGCGUCUCCUGUUCCUCUGCUACAGCGGCGCGAUGGAGGUCAGCCACUCUGUCAAGGAGCGCACCAUUGCCGAGAACAGUCUGGUCAUCCUUCUGCAGGGCCUGCACGGCCAUGUCACCACUGUGGACCUCCGUGAUGAGAGCACAGCCACUGGGCGCAUCACCAACGUGGACGCCUUCAUGAACGUGCGCCUGUCUGAGGUGACCUUCACAGACAGGCAGGGCACAGUGUCCCACCUGGAUGAGCUCUUUAUAACCGGCAGGAACGUCCGCUAUGUUCACAUCCCCGACGAGGUGGACAUCAGGGCCACCAUCGAGCGUCAGCUGCAGGCAAUCCACAGGAUCCGCUAUUUUGGAGGCCGUGACAAGGGCAGGAAGGAGUUCCCUCGAGCGAGGCACAAGUGAUCCUUCCUGGUGCUGCCGUAUCUCCAGCUCCAGCACGGACCCUGGCGCCACGUGCACGGGAAGGCAAGGACAGAGUCCUCGGCCUUUCGACCAUCCAGCCUUCUCCAAGGUGGUGCCUCCUGUCUCCUGAGACGUUGGAAAACCUAGUUUGGAAGAAG
Molecule: messenger RNA, 834 nt
Organism: Struthio camelus australis
Lineage: Eukaryota; Metazoa; Chordata; Aves; Struthioniformes; Struthionidae
Source: RefSeq, a predicted model, not a curated record